GGAGCAUGCGCAGGCGCGCGGGGCGCCCCGGACUGAUGGCGGAAGUGGACCUGGUAGCCGAGUUCCCCCAACCUGCCGGUGCUGCCCGAUAUGCCGAAGUUAUGGCUCGCUUCGCCGCCGGACUGGGCGCGCAGGGCCGACGGGUGGUGUUGGUUACGUCCGGAGGCACGAAGGUCCCACUGGAAGCCCGGCCAGUGCGCUUCCUGGACAACUUCAGCAGCGGGCGGCGCGGUGCCACCUCGGCUGAGGCCUUCCUGGCUGCGGGCUACGGAGUCCUGUUCCUGUACCGCGCUCGCUCGGCCUUUCCCUUUGCCCACCGCUUUCCGCCCCAGACCUGGCUGUCUGCUCUGCGGCCUUCCGACCCAUCUCCUUCGGGUUUGGUGAGCCUAGAAACUGAGGAGAAUGCACUCCCAGGCUUUGCUGCGGCUCUGCGAAGCUACCAGGAGGCUGCGGCUGCUGGCACCUUCCUGGCAGUAGAGUUCACCACUUUGGCGGACUAUUUGCAUCUGCUGCAGGCUGCGGCCCAGGCGCUCAAUCCUCUAGGAGCUUCUGCUAUGUUUUACCUGGCUGCGGCCGUGUCAGAUUUCUAUGUUCCUGCCUCAGAAAUGCCUGAACACAAGAUCCAGUCAUCUGGGGGCCCACUGCAGGUGAUGGGCGGUUCUCUUCCAAGAUCUGACCCCUAUAACCAAUCUUGAGUUAAUUCCCUCUUGAUCUGGAGAUGACCUUUCUGCAUUCCAUA
Messenger RNA from Manis javanica (Malayan pangolin), 739 nucleotides. The record is from RefSeq and is a predicted model, not a curated record. Lineage: Eukaryota; Metazoa; Chordata; Mammalia; Pholidota; Manidae.